Messenger RNA from Galeopterus variegatus (Sunda flying lemur), 1103 nucleotides. Its product is annotated as vesicle transport through interaction with t-SNAREs homolog 1B. The coding region runs from base 297 to 995 and encodes 232 amino acids. NCBI's taxonomy places the organism in Eukaryota, Metazoa, Chordata, Mammalia, Dermoptera, Cynocephalidae. Gene Ontology annotation, biological process: intracellular protein transport; Golgi to vacuole transport; regulation of protein localization to plasma membrane. The transcript has 6 exons. Gene Ontology annotation, molecular function: SNARE binding; SNAP receptor activity. Gene Ontology annotation, cellular component: SNARE complex; late endosome membrane; Golgi apparatus. The record is from RefSeq and is a predicted model, not a curated record.
AUUUCAGGGACUGCGAAACUGCUACUCUCCCCGGUGUGGCGCCGCUCCCCCAGGAGUCGCCCGGACAACGUAGCCCGCCCGACUUCCCGUCAGGCUUUCGCGCCUGGCGCUCCGGCAGUGACAGGCUGGAGAGGGUGGGCGUUCCUGCUCGGGAGGACCCCGCCGCGGCCCCGGAAGCGCCUCAUCCUGCGCGGCGGUCGCUGUGAUGGCUGCGGGGCUGGGCGGCUGACCGCCGGGCUAGGAGCGGGCCCAGCGCCCCAAAUCUCGGCGGCUGCUGUUCGAGCGCGGCCUGCGCCAUGGCCACCUCCGCCGGCUCCUCGGAGCACUUCGAGAAGCUGCACGAGAUCUUCCGCGGCCUCCAUGAAGACCUACGAGGAGUGCCGGAGCGGCUGCUGGGGACUGCAGGGACCGAAGAGAAGAAGAAGUUGAUCAGAGAUUUUGAUGAAAAGCAACAAGAAGCAAAUGAAACGCUGGCAGAGAUGGAGGAGGAACUACGUUAUGCACCCCUGUCUUUCCGUAACCCCAUGAUGUCUAAGCUUCGAAACUACCGGAGGGACCUUGCCAAACUCCAUCGGGAGGUGAGAAGCACACCUUUGACAGCCACACCUGGGGGCCGAGGAGACAUGAAAUAUGGCACAUAUGCUGUGGAAAAUGAGCAUAUGAAUCGGCUACAGUCUCAAAGGGCAUUGCUUUUGCAAGGCACUGAAAGCCUGAACCGGGCCACCCAAAGUAUUGAGCGUUCUCAUCGGAUUGCCACAGAGACUGACCAGAUUGGCUCAGAAAUCAUAGAAGAGCUGGGAGAGCAGCGAGACCAGUUGGAACGUACCAAGAGUAGACUGGUAAACACAAGUGAAAACUUGAGCAAAAGUCGAAAGAUUCUCCGUUCAAUGUCCAGAAAAGUGACAACCAACAAGCUGCUGCUUUCCAUCAUCAUCUUACUGGAACUAGCCAUCCUGGGAGGCCUGGUUUAUUACAAAUUCAUUCGCAAGCAUUGAACUUCCUAUAGAGGGAAGGGUGUGUGGACCAGAACUUUGACCCUGUGAAUGAAUGGCCUUAGGGAUGUGAAAUAAACAUGUUGCUGCUGUGGGCCAGCAGUUCAAGGA